AUGCGUUGGUUUCGAUACUUAGUGCUAGCGAUUGUGCUGCUAGAGGUUGAUACUGUGCGUGGAGAUUUCGGUAUAGCGCCAGUGAUUUCUGGUUCAACUACAGUGGAAACGUACGCGCGGCGAAUUCGCGACGAAGCUAAUGGAGUCAUGAAUGCAUACGGCGAUAUAACACUCGAUGGGCCUUCGGACGCAUUCAACCAGGCGGGCCUCGCUCUCAAGACAUUAUUUGAGCAGAUUGUAAAUGCUGUACUACCCAUCGCACAGGCUAUCGCCACAUUGGCUCCCGACGAUGUCGGACCGGCAGAGAACCUUUUCGGAGCUGUCGAUACGAAGAUUUCCAGCAUGCUAACGUUCAUCAAUGGAGAUGCGCAAACCCAACUCGCCACAAUACAGACGUUAGUCAGCGUGUACGUUCGAAAGGAGCUGAAUGACAUUCUUACCACUAUGAAAACAACGUUAGGUGAGCUGCGCAAUGCACUCAGUACACUCCGUACCGCCGUGAUUAGUGCUCGCACAAAUCGUGCAAAUUCUACGAACAUCCAGAACUACGUGAAGCCCUCGAUGGUGGUGCUGGUGCAGACAAAAACGCUCCAACUCUCCACAGACCUCCCAGCAGCGACCUACUCCGCGAUCGAGUCGGCACGCACGAUCAAUCAGGCGAACAUAUUCAUCCAGACCGGUAUUACCAUCAAGACCGGUACAACACUGGCCGAUUUUUGGGAGAGUGAGAUGCUAAAAGCAUACGAAAAAAUCGUGAGAUUUUUAGACCAACUGAAGGGGCUGGUAGUAUCGGAAAUCCCAAAAGUAAAUGCCCGCAUGGCUCUGUUUGCUCAGGUUUUCAGUCCACUAACGAUACCGCUCGGUACGAAGUAUGGUGAGAUUAAUACGGUUUACGGGAAGAUCACCACCGGCACCGGUGAUAAUGUGCUCAACGCGUACAAAACGCUGGUCGCUUCUGCGCUCGGGUACAUCAGUGAUCUUCUGAGUGUUUUCUUUCCACCGAUUGAACCUGUCAUUAAGCGUCUGUCGGAAGUGUUAGUGCAACGAGGACCGUACGGUGAUUUCUGCUACGAAACGUACUACCCGAAGGUGGAACAGUAUCUGUACUCGGGCGAAAUGAAUGUGCUGACGUGUCUGAACACGGAGCUGGAGCGCGAAAAGUAUCUGAUGGAGGCGCUAAUGGAGGUCAUUUACGAGCUGCAGUUCUUCCUGGAGGAUACAGAUGCCUAUUUAAAGAUUUGCUAUCGUUUGUCACUCUUCGAUACACCGUUGGCCAAUCAGUGCUUGCAGGAGCACACGGAGUUCUCCGAGCCGAUUCCGUGCACGGCUAUCCAUGAGUACGCCACCAUGCUUCAGCUUCUGUGCAAGGAGGUCGACUCACUUCGAUACCGACUGUGGGCCUGUGUGUCCCGCGAUACGGUAAGGUUCCCGCUCGAAGCCAAAGACAUAUUGACCAACAUUGAAAAGUGCCAGCAGUAUGGUCCUUAG
Anopheles marshallii is the source of this 1488-nucleotide messenger RNA. RefSeq lists its product as uncharacterized. Bases 1 to 1488 code for a protein of 495 amino acids. The record is from RefSeq and is a predicted model, not a curated record. NCBI's taxonomy places the organism in Eukaryota, Metazoa, Arthropoda, Insecta, Diptera, Culicidae. The transcript has 3 exons.